AUGGCUCCACGCAUUGGCGAAACAAUUCAGCCAGACGAGCUGGCCCGGAAAACACUCCGCCUGAUCUCCGAGCGAGUGAGAGACUCCCCAAGGCGCCUCUAUCUUAUGGGCAUCUUAGCCAGUGAUGAUGUUGGCUCUCACCAGUAUGCAAACUGGACUCGCAAAACCUGUGAAGAUAUCGGAGUGUAUUUCCACCUGGUGAAGUUGUCGCCUGAGAAUGUGGCAACCUAUGUUCGGGCGAUUAACGGAAAUACUAGCAUCCAUGGUAUCAUGGUGUAUUAUCCGAUUUUCGGUGACAAGAGGGAUGAUACAAUCAGACAACUUGUCACGCCAGAAAAGGAUGUGGAAGGUCUCAAUCGCCAGACUCUGGACCGGCUCUCCGAGCCCACAGAAGGGCCUAGACAGCCAGAACAAGGAAAAAGCAUUAUCCCAUGCACGCCAAGAGCGGUAGCGUGGAUCCUUGAAUGGAUGCAGAUCCAUGAUCGCACUCGACUGGCGGGAGAGAAGUUGCGAGAUCAAGAGAUCUGCAUCAUCAACCGGUCUGAUGUCGUGGGGUUGCCCCUCGCACGGUUGCUUGCCGGGGAAGGCGCUCGCGUCUACAGUGUGGACAUCACUGGUGUUCAGCUCUUCCAACGGAUCUAUUAUCCUUGGAAUACUGAAGGAUUGCACGGGAAAGAUCUCCCCAACUGGAGUCUGAGGGAUGCCCUGCAGCGGUCUCAGGUCGUCAUCUCGGCGGUACCAGAUCCGGCGUUCAAAGUGAACACGAAGUGGCUCCAGCGUGGGGCCAUCUGUGUUAAUGUUUCUUCAGAGAAGAAUUUCGAACCUAAUGUCGUGGAGGUGGCGUCCAAGUUCGUUCCACGCGUUGGCAGCGUCACGAUUGGAGCGCUCCUGUAUAAUCUCAUUCUGUGUUCGUCACGGACCUAA
Molecule: messenger RNA, 924 nt
Organism: Aspergillus alliaceus
Lineage: Eukaryota; Fungi; Ascomycota; Eurotiomycetes; Eurotiales; Aspergillaceae
Product: bifunctional methylenetetrahydrofolate dehydrogenase/methenyltetrahydrofolate cyclohydrolase
Exons: 3
Coding region: 1-924 (307 amino acids)
Biological process (GO): purine nucleobase biosynthetic process
Cellular component (GO): cytosol
Molecular function (GO): methylenetetrahydrofolate dehydrogenase (NAD+) activity; methylenetetrahydrofolate dehydrogenase (NADP+) activity
Source: RefSeq, a predicted model, not a curated record